Phyllostomus discolor (pale spear-nosed bat) is the source of this 6141-nucleotide messenger RNA. RefSeq names its product potassium channel tetramerization domain containing 12 (gene KCTD12). The coding region runs from base 182 to 1156 and encodes 324 amino acids. Gene Ontology annotation, biological process: regulation of G protein-coupled receptor signaling pathway; protein homooligomerization. The transcript has a single exon. NCBI's taxonomy places the organism in Eukaryota, Metazoa, Chordata, Mammalia, Chiroptera, Phyllostomidae. Gene Ontology annotation, molecular function: protein binding. Gene Ontology annotation, cellular component: postsynaptic membrane; presynaptic membrane. The record is from RefSeq and is a predicted model, not a curated record.
GCGUAACGGGACUCUCCGGGAGCAAAGCGGCGCGCUCGCACCGCUCGGCUCCUGGGCCUCCUGGACACGGAGGCGGCGGCGGCCGGAUCGCAGCGCUGAGCGAGCGUCCGGGAAAGGCGACCGCAGCCCCGGUGUGCGGCCCCACUCCCUGUCGCUACCCCAGCUCGGCCACCCCUUAACCAUGGCUCUGGCUGACAGCACCCGUGGAUUACCCAACGGGGGCGGCGGGGGCGGUAGCGGCUCCUCGUCCUCCUCCACGGAGCCGCCGCUCUUCCCCGAUAUCGUGGAGCUGAACGUUGGGGGCCAGGUGUAUGUGACUCGGCGCUGCACGGUGGUGUCCGUGCCCGAGUCGCUGCUCUGGCGCAUGUUCACGCAGCAGCAGCCGCAGGAGCUGGCCCGGGACAGCAAAGGCCGCUUCUUUCUGGACCGAGACGGCUUCCUCUUCCGUUACAUCCUGGAUUACCUGCGGGACUUGCAGCUCGUGCUACCCGACUACUUCCCCGAGCGCAGCCGGCUGCAGCGUGAGGCCGAGUACUUCGAGCUGCCCGAACUCGUGCGCCGCCUUGGGGAGCCCCAGCAGCCUGGCCCCGGGCCACCACCGCACCCCAGGCGCGGGGUGCAAAAGGAGGGCUCGCUGGGAGACGAGCUGCUGUCGCUCGGCUACGCGGAGCCGGAGCAGCAGGAAGGCGCCUCCGCCGGAGCGCCGUCGCCCACGCUGGAGCUGGCGAGCCGCAGCCCGUCCGGGGGCGCAGCGGGUCCGCUGCUCACGCCGUCCCAGUCGUUGGACGGGAGCCGACGCUCGGGCUACAUCACCAUCGGCUAUCGCGGCUCCUACACUAUUGGGCGGGACGCGCAGGCGGACGCCAAGUUCCGGCGAGUGGCGCGCAUCACCGUGUGCGGCAAGACCUCGCUGGCCAAGGAAGUGUUCGGGGACACCCUGAACGAGAGCCGGGACCCCGACCGACCUCCGGAGCGCUACACCUCGCGCUAUUACCUCAAGUUCAACUUCCUGGAGCAGGCUUUCGACAAGCUGUCCGAGUCGGGCUUCCACAUGGUGGCGUGCAGUUCCACUGGCACCUGCGCCUUCGCCAGCGCCGACCAGAGUGAGGACAAGAUCUGGACCAGCUACACCGAGUACGUCUUCUGCAGGGAGUGAGCUCCCCAGACCCCCUCGCGACUCCAGCGCACCCAUUCCCCUUUCUUCCUACCCAGGAGAGGAUUAUAGAUCUCCCCUUCCACCCCUUGCCCUCUUAUUCCCCUGGCCCCCACCUCCAAUAGCUGCGCUGGUCCCCCUUGUCCCCACUUGAGAACUUGGAGCCGCAAAGCCUUUUGGCUUUUUCUUUUGUCUUCUUUGGACCCCACUAACCGAGAGGGCCCGGAUGUACCCGGUCCACCCUAUGCUUCCUCUGGCCCCUCCCUCUCCCGAAUUAUCCUUCAGUCUGGAGCUAGUGGGGUAGUGUGGCGCCAAGUCACCAAGUACCUGGGAAUGACUGAAUUGUUCAGAACCUGGUUGGAUCCUGUCCAGUGCGUGGAAGAUUUCCUUGAAAUCUUCUCCAGCACUUCGGACUCAUUCGAGGUUAAAGAGAUCGGAACUGAUAAUGCUGGGAAGAGUGGUUUUGGCCCUCUGGAGAAGUAGGGUUUUAGAAGGCUGGAUGGAACACUCGACCUGGAAUUGGGAUCCCACGGAGGCAGUUCAGUGACUAUAAAUGAAUAAAGUUUGGAAAAGUUACAGGUACAUGUAGGAGAAGAAUCUAGUGCUGGCACAAUGAAGGAUCAUAUCUUCUCCAUGCAGAAAUAAAGGUCUUCGCCUGUGGCUGAAACUUGGAGAAAGUUACCUCCCGCCUGAGGAGGCACCCUUUUCCCUCUGCUCACUGCCAGAAGCCCUUGGUUGGCCUGGUUGACUUAGCAGCUGUUGGCAGGCAAGAGGGAGGAAGAGCCCUGCCGCUGCCAGGGGCCGGGCAGCCCAACUCACCGAGGUUUCCGGGGAAGGCAGCCAGCAGUGACGACAUGGAGCUGGGUAGUAGUGCACGUCGUGGGGGUUAGGAGAGCCCAAUUAUUCUUGCAGUGAAUAGCGGUAGGACCUUAGCUCUUAAGACUUGGGGGGUGGGUGGGAGGGAGGAAGGAAGGCAGAGUGGGUGGGAAGGGAGGAACAGACACGCUCAUUUAUUAUUUGAAAGUUGGAAGUUUGUACCAUCCCUUUGAGUACAUGCACAUUAAAAAAGGUAGUACGCGAAAACCACACAAAGCAUUUUAUAAAGAUUAAUAGCAUCUACUCUUUAGUGGCAGUUUAUUGAACUGUUUUGAGUCCUAAACUUAGAAGUUGCUAAUACUUAUAUAACCUAACCAAAGAGUUACCCAGUAGGGUUUUAGUUUUUGAACUUUAUUUUCUUGUUGAUUAUGAAUCCUGAAUUAAAACUCUAUUUACUUGAGCAAAACAUAUAUUUGAUUUUGGUUACUUACACUUAAGGUCUCUUAUUAAAAAACCCUCAUUUUUCUCCAAGCCCAGUCCAUGUGGACUUCUGGGCAGAUCUGAAAACCAGAAAAUGCCACUUCUUUCAUGCAGAUUAUUUGAAGUUAGGGUGGAAUCUUUUUGAGUGACAGAGCUGCAGAGAAAUAGGAGCACCCACGGCUGCCCACCUGUAGAGAGCCGUAAAAUGGAGUCUCUCAAACUGAGGACCAGUAGUUAAAAGUGAGUUGAGCAAUACAGGGGUGUUCAGGGUGACACAGCUGAAGCAGAAGGAGACCUGGUUGCCUUAUGCCUUCCCCGUAACACGGAAUAAAUCCCCACUGCACAUUGUUAUCUGUCCCGUGAGUGACAGGAAGUGAGUCCUUAUCUUUCCUGCUCUGAGGCUCCUUUGAAUACUCUAUGAUGACGGGAUAUUUUUUCAUUUGUUUCAGCAUUUUUCUCUGGAGUAUGUUUUUAAAGAUUUUGUAAGAAUGUCUUUUCGGUGUUUAAAUUAGCGCUGUUUUUCCUUCUUUUUAAAAAUGAAUCUUGUACUGUAUCUACCUAUGUCCAUAACAGAUGUUAAGAAUUGGAACAGUUUUGUUCUUAGACUCAUGUGGUCCAAUCUGUAUAUACCAUAUAUAAACAUUUUACACGAAUCAUUUAGUUUUUUAAUUCACUCACUAAUGCUGUGUAAUUUCCUAUAUUUGCCCCCACUAACUUGCAUCAGAUGGUGUUUAUACUAAAGCAACAUGUUUUGAUGAGUUUCUUACAUCCUUAUCUAUGGGGACAUUGGGUUAGGAAAAAAUACAUAAAUUAUAAAACUGAUUGCUCCAUCCUUUUUUUUUUUUGCUUGGAUAUUAGUUGUAUACUAAUAAUAUGUUGAUUAACUGUCUAUUUAAAUCAAGGUACCUGUAUGUUUAAUCCACUACUUUUUUUUUUAGAGAAAGAUUUGAGGUCUUUUAUUGUAGCUGCAUUUUUAGAAAAGUCAAGUUAGUUUUGCAUACAAAGACUGUAAUCAUACAGGAAGUGGAAGUAGAAAUCCAGGAAGCUGUGCUUGCUUUAGUGUUGAGUGUGUCCUCAGGCUAGGUAAUGCAUCAGAACUCAUCUCUGUUUCAGGCCCGGAACGAUGUAGGAAUGUUGCUCACAGGCCGAAAGAGAGUGCCACAGAGACUUCUCUGCCCACAUGGUACUCUGUUGGAUUGCUCAAUAAAAAUCACGUAAUUGAGAACAUCUUAGAGGGCCAGAUCAAAGCCACCAACAUAUGGCAAGACUCUGAGGUUCUGAUUUGCCUUGUAAAAUCGGCACAACUCCAGGAGUAAUUCAAAACUGCUCAAGUUUUGUCUCUGCCACGUCAGUCAUAAAUUUCAUCUUGUAAAACUUUGAGUUGAACUAUUUCAUACACAGUUUACCCCGCCCUGCAUCUUUGCUGUCCUGCAAUGCUUCUCUGACCCCUUUCAUUAUCUGGAAGACUGGGAGUUUAGUGGUUAGAGACAGGAAAGCAACAUCUUUUUCUAGGGAUGACCGUCCCCUAUAAAGUUGGAAGUAGAUACUGGAACACAAUUUACUUUUAGCCCAAAGUAAGGGCUGGGUGGGGGACUCAUUGUACACUGGGUAGAGAGUGUAACUGAGCAAGGCGACUUGUCGUGGGCACUUGUGGGGCCCUCCCCUCCAUGUGCUUCGGGCCAGAGCAGGACCUUAGGUGGUCUACAGGGUGGGCUGGAGUGUGCGUCAGUUGUCACCUAUGAGCUUGGAUGGGAUAUUGAGGGCAUUUGAACAAACCCUGUGAAGAUACCAUCCAAAUAACUUGGGAGAAUGUCAUGGGUUAUUCAGAUAAUUAUGACUGCAUUAACCUGGCUCAGUGGAGCACACAUUUAUAUAUGUAAUGGCUCUAAUUACCAUCUGAUUCUUAAAUACAAUUGAUUGACAUUAGACUUUAAUAACACUGAAUUUUUUAAAUAAAUAAUUAUUGGUGGUGGUUAAGAAACCAGGUACCAUGUUUAAUGCUUUUGUGCCAAGUGUUUGCCACACUGUCUGUUUUUAAUACAUGUGGAACAUGGACCCUGUUCCUUCUAACUGUUCAAAUUAUACAUUGCGGAAAAUACUCCUUGAAGGUGUGAGACUUUAAAGUGUUUUCUCCUUCAGCAUUGUUUUUAUUCUUGUGCUUCUUAUUUGACUUUCUGCAUUGAUGGCAAAGUGAUAACUUAAUAUAAGCCAAGUCUGUCUUCUCUUUCAAGCCAGCACCAUAUAUACGGGGGCUGUUGCUUCUCUGAGGAAAUGUGUAACCUGUGACUUCCAGACAGAGUGGGCAACAGGGGGUGCUCCAAACAUGGUCCAAUUUUCAUUGGAGUUUUCUAGGGAAUGUUAUUAUUACAUUGAAGCCAUGUAAGGUGAAGCUUUGAUAAUUUCUUACUUUUUAAAUUAUAGUAAACUCUACUAUUCAAAUGUUUUUGUAUUCCAUAUGAAAAAUGCCAAAUUAUAGUGCAGGUAUUUAGAAUAUAUUGACUGGAGGGGCUGAAUUCCUGAAGAAUUUCUUUUACAGUCUAAAUCAUAAAUGCUUUUCUCAGUUGACUUAAAUUUCUAAAAUAGUAAACUGAAUGUUUGUAUUGUAGCCCUACCAGAGUAAAUCCUUUCGAAUUUUGUUUUUUGGGGAUUUUUUUCCUUUACUAUAACCCAGUUAAAAACUGGAUUAGUUUUCUUAGAUGACCGAAUCUGUCUCUUGAGAAAUAAGUAAAAUAGUCUUGUGUUUCCAGGGACAAUAGCACCUGAAACAGGGUUUUGCAGAGCUGGGAACAGUUUAUGUUGAAGUGACCUUUUCUUUGCCAUAAGUUUGGGUAAUAAAAAUAUAAAAAUAUUAACAUUUGCAGAUUUAGAUUUUCUACUGGGACCCUUGAAAUUUGUAAGAAAUUCAACCAGACUGUCUACAUUAGAGUAUAAUCUUUCAUGGUAGGAAAAUGGACUACUUUGACCAAGAAUUCUUGUCACCUUAUACAUUUUGUGAUUUUUUUCCCCAACCCAAGUUUUUUUUAUUUUAUAUGUGUUUUGACAUAUAUAAACAUUAAGUGUAAUGUAAAUUAUUAUACAACUGUCUUUGUGACUUUAUAGGCAGGCAGAUUUUGUUAUUGGUAUUGGAUACAAAUGAUGAUAACUCAUUUGUGACCACACACAAACAGUAUUAGUGACAUUUAAUGACAAAAGGUUAAAACAUUCAUCAUGGAUGUUAAUUUUGAAGAUGUCAAUUAUGUGUUAUUUAAAAAUUUCCAGGCAUCUGAAAAACUCUUAGCUGCUAAAUAAUGUAGGAUUCCCACAGAGCUAUCUGGAAUUGUGAGAUAGUUGGAAAUAUUGUCUUUUCAUAUCAUUGGGCCUUUUCUCAAAAUAGAAGGGGAAAGGAAGAAAAGUUAAUUACAAAAUUAUCAGGCUUUUCUAAUGAGACAGAAAGCCAAGAAAAAAAAAAUCCCUCUAUAUUUAAAAAAAGGCGCUGAUGAAGUCUUUUUAGACAUGCCCAAACUUUAGAUGAGAAUUUCUUCACCCAUCUGAAUGCUCUAGAGAUUUUGUCCGUCCUGCUCAUGACCAGUUGUACAGCAGGAAGACUCGAUACUGUUUUCCUCCCUGUGUGUGCAGUAAUGAAUCAUUGAUUAUGUGACUUGUUAUGUAUUCUAUUAAACACUAAAGAAUAAAACAUUCACUCCUUGAAUUGU